Molecule: messenger RNA, 3474 nt
Organism: Ostrea edulis (European flat oyster)
Lineage: Eukaryota; Metazoa; Mollusca; Bivalvia; Ostreida; Ostreidae
Product: transcription initiation factor TFIID subunit 6-like
Exons: 13
Coding region: 287-2203 (638 amino acids)
Biological process (GO): transcription initiation at RNA polymerase II promoter; RNA polymerase II preinitiation complex assembly
Cellular component (GO): SAGA complex; SLIK (SAGA-like) complex; transcription factor TFIID complex
Molecular function (GO): transcription coactivator activity; RNA polymerase II general transcription initiation factor activity; protein heterodimerization activity
Source: RefSeq, a predicted model, not a curated record
UUUUACCAACUAUCCGGUUUUCCCUUUUAGACACGUCUAAGCAUUUCCGAGUCUGGUAGACCUGAGGCUGACCAAAUUGAUCUGAAGGUGUCCAGCAUUUUGAGAUAACCAGCAUUUCAAGGUGUUAGUGUUGAACAGUUUGAGGUGUACCUCCAGUUUAAGGUGUAAACAGUCCAUAACAAUGUGGAGGAAAAGACAGAGUCCAGAGAGCUUGUGAUGAAAAUAUGAGUCCAGAAAACUAGAGAUGUAAAUAUGAGUCCAGAAAACUAGUGAUGUAAAUACUAAUAUGGCAGAGAAGGAGCAUAAAGAGCAGAAGAUAGGCAGCCAGCUGCCGGGAGAGUCCAUUAAGGUCAUCGCUGAGUCCGUUGGUAUCAGUGGGAUCCCUGAUGAUGCUGCUAGUGUUCUGGCUGAAGAUAGCAGUUACAGACUUAAGCAAAUCGCUCAGGAGGCUGUUAAGUUUAUGCAUCAUGGGAAGCGAUUAAAAUUAUCAACAGCUGACAUAGAUCAUGCACUUAGAGCCAAAAACAUUGAGCCUCUUUAUGGUUUCCAAACUGGGGACAACAUCCCCUUCCGAUUUGCCACUGGUGGAGGGAGGGAACUGCAUUUCAUUGAAGAGAAGGAGUUUGAUCUACAGGAAGUUGUGAACUCAACAUUACCAAAAAUACCUGUUGAUAUUUCCUUAAAAGCGCACUGGCUCUGUAUUGAUGGAGUCCAGCCCUCAACCUCGGAGAAUCCACCUCCGGCUUCUAAAGAUCAACAGCAAAAAGAGAUUCUGGACACAACAGUAAAGACAGUGAUUGACAAACAACUGAAAACACCCACUAUAGUAGAACCCAGCAAAGUGAAACACAAACAUAAAGGAAUCACUGACCUUGCCAAGGUCAAGGAUCUUUCUACGCAUGAGCUGUCUGUGGAACAACAACUGUAUUAUAAAGAGAUAACUGAAGCUUGUGUGGGACCAGAUGAGGGCAGACGAUCUGAGGCUCUACAGAGCUUGGCCAGUGAUCCUGGACUUCAUCAGAUGCUUCCUAGAUUUAGUACCUUCAUAUCAGAAGGGGUGAAAAUAAAUGUGGUACAGAACAACCUGGCUCUUCUGAUUUACUUAAUGAGGAUGGUGAAAUCAAUCAUGGACAAUCAGACUCUCUAUCUGGAAAAAUAUUUACAUGAAUUCAUUCCGGCUGUGUGUACGUGUAUUGUGAGUAAACAGCUGUGUAUGCGACCAGAAGUGGACAACCAUUGGGCGUUACGAGACUUUGCAGCCCGCCUUAUGGGACAAAUGUGCAAGAAUUUUAGUACAAGUACUAACAAUAUCCAGGCACGUAUCACCAAAACAUUUACGCAAGCCGUGCAGAGUGACAAGGCAGCACUAGCCACACAAUACGGAGCUGUUGCUGGUCUGGGGGAGAUGGGAUCAGAGGUCAUCAAGUCAUUUUUACUUCCCCAUGUGAAGGACAUUGGGGAGAAAGUUAAGAGUGUGCUGGAGGGGCCUAUCCUCAAUGCAGCUGACAAAAUAGCUGCAGAAAACAUCAAGAAGUCACUGGCUAAAUACCUGUCCCCUGUGCUGAAGGCCCUCAAAGGAGCUGGUGCAUCAGUGGAGGAUUACACUGCGGAGUUUGGGUCCUUGGGAAGCAUGCUCCAUGCAGCUGUGGGGAGGGAAAGGAAAUCAUCGGGAAAUCAAGGAAAUCAGCUGGCCAAGGCCGCCGGGGCAGUAAACCCCUCACAGGAAAGAUCUAGACCAACGGUCACCAUCCCAACUCCUCGCUCACAGUUUGUCAUUCAGCAAUCUCCAUCCAUUGGAAGUCUGCCAGGAACACCUAAACAACCACAAGGGGCCAUCCGUACACCUGGAACACCCUCUAUAAUUCAAGGAGGACAACCAAAAACACCCAGUACUCCAGGACAACAAAAGUUCAUAGUCAUGACAUCACAAGCCAGGCCAACCAACAAUGGACAGUCAGAUAAACCACUUUCUAUAAGUUCAGGUACACCAACUGUGGUCAAGGUCAUGUCAGGGAACACUCAGAGUCAAAUGCCAACAGCUGUACCAAGAACACCUACUGCACCAAAAAUUGUGGUUAUGUCCAUGGCACAGGGGAAUUCUUCUCUUGGGGGUCAGUCCGGGGGAAGUAGUCAGGACUUUGGGGUGAGAAGUGUGUUCAAUGAACAAUUAAACAACAUCAAAAAGGAAGGUGAAAAUGGGUGAACCAAGUCUUCUACAGGCAACUGAGUUCAAAGAAAGAUUAAUGCAGAAUGCAUGAACAUACAGUGUAUAUUAAAGGGAAAGGCAACCCUAACCACAUUGUUGCCUUUAUGAAUAAAGUAUUACAUACUGAUAUCGUAAAUGACAGUCUUUAAGAACAAAAAUCCUUGCUUAACAAUUAAAUCAAUAUUCAUCUAUCUUAUAUUUCAAAUUACCCACCACUAAGAGAGCGGCCAUUGAAUUUUAAUUUAUUACAUCACACCGUAUGUUCCGAUUUAUUUCAUCAGCUGUACUAUAAACAUGACACGUCACGAACAGUUAAGUUUGGAGCUGUAUAGAUUUGAGCCUGUUCUUUUGCAAGAAGAAUUUAAGAAAAGAAGACAUUCAGUCGAGUCGCAGACCAGUCAGAUGGUACUCAUUUCUUCAUACAUGUAAAUGUCUCAAACCUCAACUUGUCAGUACGCAAAUGAUGGAUCCACAGUUUACAUAGUAUUUUCUUUUUAAAUAACUUUGUUGGGUCAGGAAUUUGGGGGGGGGGGGGGGGACUUUUUUCACAUCUCCCCUUCGCAUUAGUGUAAUUAACUGCUUGACAGGAAAACAUCCACCUAUUUACAAUGUAUUUGUAAAAUCUACCACAUGCACAUCUUUGAUCUCAUCAAAACCGAAAUAGAUGGUGAUGUCAAAAUUUUUGUGGUCUUCAAUACAAAAGAGUUCUGCAUCAUGGCAGCCUCUAUAGAUGGUGAGAAUUUCAAUUUUUAAUGUUUUAGAAUUAGUACUGAAGCUUAUCUAGGCUGUAUAUCAAAAGAAUAGUAUGACAAAUCUUUAUCAUAUAAUUAAUCUUAUCAUUUAUCAUGUAAAAAAAUGUUUGGGUUGCCUUUCCCUUUAAAUGUAUCGGUAUAUUAUAUAUUGUAACAAGUAUAAAAUGUGAAAACAUUUAAUAAUGAAUAAAAAUUAAAAUUUCUGUUACAAUGUAAAUGUUUAACAAAGACCAUUCAUUUACAAACCAUUAUUUUUGAUAUUUAUGAAAAAAUGUAUUUUUAAAGUCAAUAUGUUCUGUCUCAUUAGUGAGCUAGAAAUUGUGUUGCUGUGGGAGAGUAUCUCUGUCAAUCAGGGUUAUUUCAUGUUAUACAGAAAGUGCUGGAAACAAUGGGAUUACUAUCUCAAACUAAACCUUAUAGAAUCAUGUGUAAUUAUGUCUCCCUUCUUCCAGGAGGAGACAUCUUGUUUUUAUACUUUCUGUCAAGUCUGUCUGUCACAAAAUACUGUGAACACUU